Molecule: messenger RNA, 945 nt
Organism: Ceraceosorus guamensis
Lineage: Eukaryota; Fungi; Basidiomycota; Exobasidiomycetes; Ceraceosorales; Ceraceosoraceae
Exons: 5
Coding region: 1-945 (314 amino acids)
Biological process (GO): regulation of signal transduction
Molecular function (GO): protein phosphatase inhibitor activity
Source: RefSeq, a predicted model, not a curated record
AUGUCCAGCUCAUCUCCUCGCCACUCGCCUCCUCCAUCUGCGGCGGCACCAAGGCCAAAGGGAAUCCUCAAGAAUGCCAGUGCAGGCGGCCUUGAACGUCAAGGAAGCGCUGUUGCACCCCAGGAUGCUCAGAGCCCUCCAGUCGAUGAGCAUGGAAAUAGGUUGGCUUGGGACGAGACAAACCUCACGCUUCACGAGAUCGAGAGGGAGAAUACGGCAGCUCGUAUGAAGAUCGAUGAGCCCAAGACACCUUUCGUCAGAAGUGCGAGCUUGGGAAGCGUCGACGCGCUCGAUCUGGACAAUGAGCACAACUACUUCGAAGGCAGCGGCGGGGGAGAUAGCAGCUCGAGCGGCGGUGGUCAGAACAGCCUGCCAGAAGGAACCUCAGCCGCCGAUCUGUUGGCAGCCAACACCUCAGCCAAUGCAGGUCCGGGAGGCAGAGCUGGCAGCGCAGGCCUAGCAGUAGGUCUGGACGCAGCAGAUGUCUCGACGCUCUCAACCAGGCGAGGAUCAGGUGCAGAGUCUGUCCUCUCGACCGGAGAGAACCCAUCGCCUGCUGGCAGAGCCACUAGCAGGAGCCCCAGCUUCAGCUUGCCGCCCAGCAGUAGAAGGAGCAGCUCGUCCAGUGCUAGAAACAACGAUCGCGGCGCCGUGAGGGACGAGGCGCGCGGCAGGGGCGCCGACGACAUGGACACCCGACCCGACGAGACUCUCGACGACGAGGAUGACGAGGAUUUGGAUCCAGAGGAAAAAGCCAAUCGUGCGGCCUUUGCUCAGAAACGCCACCAACACUACGGCAACGAGGCUCAGGCUAUGAAACUCGCAGCUGCUCUGGCAGCCCAAGAAGACGACGACGACGACGAUGAGAAUGAAGGUGAUGGAAGCAGCGGAGGACCUUCGCGCACCAUACCGCCAGUCCCACCUCUUCCCAACUCUGUCCACUAA